AUGGGGAACAAAGAAAUGGCCGAGGAACUGAAUACAGCAUUUGCACCAGUCUUCAUUGUAGCAGACAAGAACUUUGAGAGGGUCAGGGGACAGACAUUGUUCUUCAGAGCAAUGAGUUCUCCCUCACUGUGGAUGCUGCUUGUUGAGUGUAUUUUUGUACAUGCACCUUUCUUAGAAGGAAACACUGACCCAUUUGAUGCCUGUCAGAAAUGCGACCCUGACAACGUCUGCAACUAUUCAUCGAUGAAGCUACAGAAAGUUCCAUGUGUAUUGGAAAAUGUACUGGAGUUUAAUCUGUCUCACAACAAAAUCUCACAGAUUAUGGACACCGAUUUCAUAAUAUAUGUGAAACUCAAAAGACUUGUAUUGCAAUCAAAUCGAAUCCGGUCCAUUACUGAGCACUCAUUUCAGCGUAACACAGACCUGGAGUACCUUGACUUGUCGAGUAACCUUCUGACGCACCUGUCACCACAUUGGUUUAAACAUCUUUCCAAAUUACAAUACCUUAACAUUUUAGGAAAUAAUUACACAGAUUUGGGAUCAGGAAGAAUUUUCUCAAAGCUGUCAAAGCUCAAAUGGCUAGAAUUUGGCAAUCCUUCUCUCUCUAUUCUAAAGGAAGAUGACUUUGUAGGAGUUACACAUCUGGAUGAGUUUAUUGUAACAGCAGAUAAAUUACUGAUGUAUGAGAAUGGGAGCUUCAGUUCAUUCAGAAGUAUAAAUCAUGCUAGCUUAAGGCUGCCUUAUACAAUCCUGAAUGAACCAAGUCAAGCUCAGCAGAUAUUUGUCGAUUUAUCAGGAUCCACCACCCACAUGGAGCUGAGAGACUUAGUAUUUCCAGACAAAGCUGACAAGCAGCCAUUUUUACCAAUACAUAAUUCAUCUCUGAGAAAAUUCACUCUCAGAAAUACUUUUCUGACUGAAAAUGCUGUGAUUAAUUUUAUAAAUUCAAUGGCGAGCACAAAAUUAUCUGAACUAGUAGUGCUAGACAGUAAAUUUUCAGGAGUCGGGAAUUGGGAGGGAAUAGACAAUAUAAAAGAUAAUUCUUUAAAUACAGUAAUAUUAAAUAAUAUAUCCAUUAGACACUUCUAUUUAUUCCAUGACCUUUUAGGUAUCAGUGGUCUAUUUAAAUUUGUUAAAAAUGCUACAUUUACAAAACUAACGAUGUUCCUGAUGUCUUGCACUGUAUCCAAACAGCUAAAUAGUAUGGAGUACCUUGAUUUAACAGACAAUUUGUUAAAUGAUAGGAGUUUAAAAGAAACUCUCUGUUCAGGAGCUUUGCCUUCACUGCGUUAUCUUAUUCUGAGAAAAAAUCAUUUCAGAUCCCUGGAUAGAAUAAGCCAAAAAUUCACUCAACUUUCUAAACUUAUCUAUUUAGAUUUGAGCCAGAAUAGAUUCAGAGACAUAAAAACUUCAUGCAAAUGGUCUGAAAAGCUUCAAUUUCUAAACCUUUCGAGCUGUGAUAUCAAAAGUGUAAAAGAAUGUGUCCCUCCAAAUAUUGAAGUGUUGGAUUUAAGUAACAAUAUUAUCAGCAGUUUUGCUGUCCAUCUGCCUUCUCUCAAAGAAUUAAAUUUGUCCAAUAAUAAAUUGAAAAGUUUACCAGGUGAUGGCUACUUACCAAAGAUGGAAAUUCUGAAGAUCAGCAGCAAUAAACUCACUUCUCUGACAGCUGAAGAAAUCAAGACAUUUCAGAAACUUAAAUUUUUAGAAGCUGGAAAGAAUAAUUACAUUUGUUCAUGUGAAUUCCUGUUCUAUAUGAAUAAUGCCAUAACAGUGCAACUAUUGGACCGAGCAGAAAAUUACAUUUGUGAUUCACCUUUAAUUCUCAGGGGAAAGGUGGUACAAAACACUACGCGCUCUUUUUUUGACUGUCACAAAACAUUGUCCCUAGCCUUACUGUGUGUUGGCACAAUUUCAGCAGUAACCAUUGCAGUGGUGAUGUGCUACAGAUAUCACGUGUUCUGGUACAUCCAAAUGACAUGGGCCUGGCUAAAGGCAAAGAGGAAACCAAAGAAAGUGAGAAAGAAUAACAUUUGUUAUGAUGCAUUUGUCUCUUAUAGUGAGAUGGACUCAGAAUGGGUGGAGAACUUACUGGUAAGAGAGUUAGAAAGCGCUCAUCCACCGCUGACACUCUGCCUUCAUAAGCGUGAUUUCAUCCCAGGCAAGUGGAUAAUGGAUAAUAUUAUUGAGUCCAUUGAGAAAAGCAGGAAAACCCUCUUUGUUUUGUCUGAACACUUUGUCCAAAGUGAGUGGUGCAAGUAUGAGCUUGACUAUACUCAUUUCCGUCUCUUUGAUGAAAACGAUGAUACGGCCAUCCUUGUUCUGUUAGAGAUGAUUCCAAAGGAAACCAUUCCGCAAAGAUUCUGCAAGCUGAGGAAACUGAUGAAUACAAAGACCUACUUGGAAUGGCCUCAGGAUGAAGUGGAACAGCAGAACUUCUGGCUGUCUUUAAAAAUAGCAUUAAAAGAAGAACCAAAUGAAACUGAUGAGAAUUAGAUUUACAGUAUGUUUACAAAAUGAUUAAUCUUAAACUAAUUAAUUUAGA
Molecule: messenger RNA, 2542 nt
Organism: Hemiscyllium ocellatum (epaulette shark)
Lineage: Eukaryota; Metazoa; Chordata; Chondrichthyes; Orectolobiformes; Hemiscylliidae
Product: toll-like receptor 2
Exons: 2
Coding region: 1-2493 (830 amino acids)
Biological process (GO): immune response; toll-like receptor signaling pathway; inflammatory response
Cellular component (GO): membrane
Molecular function (GO): protein binding; transmembrane signaling receptor activity; triacyl lipopeptide binding
Source: RefSeq, a predicted model, not a curated record